AUGUUGGGUGGAAGGUGGUGGCGGUACAUUUUGCUUUAUUCGCCAUUGUCAGUGUUGUGUGUGAGUACCGCCAAAAAAAGACAAAAAUGGCAAGAACAAAGUAGUGUAGUCGGACGAACUAUCGAUCGACUGGCAGAAAGGGUGCUGCUGCCAGCCUCAUCCCGCCCCGGCUCCCCUCUACUCUUAUAUAUUCUCUGUUAGCGGAGAGAGCAGGAGUGUUCGUAGAGGACCAAAAAAUGAGCGGAUAGAGGGGAGCUUAGAAGGAACGAAGGGGGAAAAGUUAGGGGGAAAGAAAAUUGGCAGUUGAAGGGAUGUUUCCACCCAUAUAUUCGCAGUUAAUUUAAAUCGGUUAUGUUAAGAAUAAGAAUGUUGGUGAGGAAUUUUUCGAGAUACGGUGAAGUCUGAUAUUAUUAUACCGGAAUUGUGAAUAGAAUGUUUCUAGAAGAGCACCCUAAUUUUAUUUUCGCGAAUAUAUAGGUUCUACCAACUGUCACGAACGCACGUUAGUAACUGAUGAGAAAGUAAGGGAAGAGAGUUGCGAGUCAGAGAAUAGUACAAUUCUUUCUUUUAAAAGGGAAACAGGGAAUAGGGUGGAAAUGUUUCACCAACACACAUCCACUCUAUUUUAUUGAACCCUUUUGCUCUUUCAUUUCGUUUUUUCUAUAAAGUAAAAUAUAGAGGAUUGAUAGAAUGAAAAAAUAAAAACUAUUGCCAGCUUGUGAAUUCGAGGAAUAUAAAGUUGAGGAAAAUUCAAAGAAAGAAAAAUGUUUGGGGAAUAGACACUGACAGUU
This is a messenger RNA of Meloidogyne enterolobii, 791 nucleotides long. Lineage: Eukaryota; Metazoa; Nematoda; Chromadorea; Rhabditida; Meloidogynidae. The record is from the annotation of a GenBank genome assembly.